CAAGCCUUCCCUGGCUCCUCCCUCUCCUGUUCUAGCAUUGCCAGUUUCUCUUUCGCUAAGGAGGAAACAAAGUUUCUGGGGGUUCUAGAACGUUGGAAAAACCCCUUUGAAGUUCAAAGGACGGGGCGGCCGGUGGGGAGGGGGAGGGGGAAGAGCGCCGCCUUUAUCCCCUUUAUGCUUGAGGGCGGCCCGGCUUAAUUAAGGUCGCCGCGCAUGGAGGCCGAGCAGCCGCAGCCGGACAGCCUGGACGGCUGGGUGGCCAUCAAGGAGAACGUCUUCGGCCAGCCCGAGCCGCCCCACAAGCUGCGCUUCCUCGUCGCUUGGAACGGCGUCGAGAGCAAGUUCGCGGUGACCUGCCACAACCGGACUUUGCAGGAGGAGCAAGCGGCGGGCAGCGGCGGCGGCGACUCGCAGCAGAUGAGUUGGGCCGGAUUGUACUCCCCGCAGGCCUUGCAGGGCGUCCACCGGCAGCUGGCGGCCUUGAACCCGCCGCUGGAGCCUUGCUUCCCAGCCCUACCCCCGGCCCUGGGCGGCUACAGCGGCCUGUGGGCGCUGCUCUUCCCCAGCAGCCCGGUGCUGGCCGAGGCGGAGCUGGAGGCGCUGUGCCGCCGCUUGGAGAGGUACCUGGGCUGGGCCUUGGAGGUGUGCGGCCGGAAAACGCUGCUGGACUCGCUCUUCGCCCACGACCAGGACGAGGAAGACGAGUAUUUCGAGAACCUGCAGGAGUUCCGUAGGAAAGCGCUCAAGGGGCAGCUCGCCGCCGCCAAGGAGGCCUUGCGGAGGGUUCUGCACCAGCACAAAGAUACUGACAAGCUGGUCGCUUUGAUGGAUCUCUAUAAGGAGGAAGAUGACGCUUAUUGGGAGCUGGUUACUGUGGCAACCGAAUUCUAUCAAUAUUUGUUGCAGCCGUUUAGAGAUAUGCGAGAACUGGCAACGUUAUACAGACUCGAGAUCCUGAAAUCCUUGCAAGCCGAUAGGCUGGGCCCUAAAAGGAUAGAGGCCUUGAAGAAGGAGGCUGAGGAGUGGACCAGUCAAGCUGAAGAAGCCGUGUGCUCCAUUCAAGACAUCACGGUUGGUUACUUCAAGGAAACGGUGACAGCCCUAGCAGCGAUGCAGAAGCAGAUGGAACUGGACCGAAAGCGGUUUGGCCAAGCUGCCUGGGCCCGGGCUUCUCCGAGGUUAGAAAACUUGAAGUACCUGUUAGCGAAGGAGACCCUUCAGCACAUGAGAGCCAAAGAGCUGUGCCUGAACCAUAAGAGAGCUGACAUCCGGAAGCAAAUGGAGACCCUCCACGAGAACGAAAGUGACGUGGCACAAGUCGAAGAGCUGGAAAUAGAGUAUUACGAAACUCAGCUGGAGCUGUACGAGGUGCAGUUUGAGAUCCUGAAGCAUGAAGAAAUGCUGCUUAUUACCCAGCUGGAGACUUUAAGGAGGCGGAUGAAAGAGAUCCAGGACGAAGUAAUUUAUUAUGACACGUGUGAAAAUCCUGCUGAGUUAGAAGCCACCGAGCAGGCCCUGGACGAACUCUACAUGCCUUCCUCCGAAACGGCUCGGUUGACGCAGAAGACCCAGCAGCUGGAGACAAAGCGUGGGAUUAUCUGCUCGAGGAGAGCCUACCUCAGGAACAAAAAGGAUCAGUGUGAAGAGAGUCGACGUCUCAGGAUCCAGCAGACACAAGAGAGCUCUCGGCAGUUCCAGCAACAUCACAGCAUCCAGAUCAAAAGAGACAAGAGGAAAGAAGAUGAGAAAAAGAAGAAAGCAUGGAUAAAGCAGGAGCGACAGAAAACCCUGGAGAGGCUCAAAACAUUCAAGGAGAAAUGUCCAGCGCAGUUCGUGUUGAAGACUUCCCGUUCCCAGCCUUUGAACGCCAAGCAGCCACAGGGCGCCUCCCGUCGGACGCCAGCAGGCACCCCCAAGCCUUCAUCGGCAGGCAAGACGCUGGCUGCAAAGAUGUCACGGAACUCCUGUCCAGCGCAAGCUAAAGGUUUCAAAGGGCCACGUCAGAAGCCCUCCAAAGAGAUUCCCGUUCAGAUUUUCGUUCCACCAGCACAGGGCCCUGAGCAACACAGGAAGAGCGAGGGGGGGGCGUUGCUGCUGUCACCAACCCUGCCACCUCCCCCGCCUCCCCCGCCUCCCCCGCCACCACCUCCUCCCCUGCCUUCAAACAUCCAGCCUGUCUGCUUAAGGACGCAAACGCCAGUCGGAGAGAAACCACUGCCGCUUGUGUGCAGAGACCCUCCUGUGGGAAGUGCCUCCAUGGAGAAAGCAGACAGUACGUCCAAGUGCAGAGCAAAUAAUUACACAGGAUCCAUGGAUGAAGUUUUGGCUUCAUUAAAGCGUGGAGAAAUCCUUCUCCGCAAAGUGGAACCGCCCUGUCAGUCAGCUUCUUCCGGCUCCUCCCUCAAUGACAGCAUCCUGGCCGCCAUACGGCAGGGAGUUAAACUGAGGAAAGUGAGUCAAGAGACCAGGGCGGACCCAGAGAAAGGGUCCGGCAAUGAACUGGAGAGGAGCAUAAAGGCAGCCAUCCAGAGGAUUAAGAAAGUGUCUGCUGACUCAGAAGAGGAAGAAAACAGCGACCACAACAGCGGCGAAUGGAACAGUUAGCGAGAGGGGGGGUUUCAGACUGUGUCUUGGGGUUCCUUAGAAGGUUUUUGAGGGUUCCUCGGUGAGAAGUGCUGACAAACAAGCUGAGUGCACACAGGGCCACUGUGAGGUCCAUCCGCUGUGGCCUGCAUGAACAAGUGUACACGAGUGUGCGAGUCCCUGGGACUCGUCCCAGAAUCCCUUGCAAACUGGCCUGUAUGAACAAGUGUGCACAAGUGUGCAAGACCCUGGGACUUGUCCCAGAAUCCCUUGCAAGUGCACUGGAGUUCUGAGCCAGAUGAGUCAAUGUAAAAAGGGUUGUUUUGUUUUUCCUAAAUGCAGGAAGUCUGAACACUAUCAAGUUUAAAUCGAUUCCGGUCAUCCUGUUUCUGACAUGAAACGAUAUGCUUUUAAUGAAUUUUGCACAUUUUAAAAGAAGAGUAUUGGCCUCUUUUUGCAAACAAGCACUGUGUAUUUCUGGUGAUUUGCCCACCAAAAAUUAAUGGUUCAGAACUGUCCUCUUGAUUCUGUUCCAAAGGCUUCUUUUGUUGUUGUUCUCAGUCUACAAAACUAUCCAACAUAGAUUUCUGUCAGCUUGUCAGAAAUCAUCCGGUUAGACAAUCAAAUGAAAAUGAAUUGCUGCUCAGCAAUGGACAGUAGCAUAGGAAACUAGAGGAUUGUUUUGAUGUGGCCCAUUUUAAAAUGUUCACUUUUGGAACUCAUUUCACAAAUAAUUGGCAUUGCUACAGUGAAAUAACUGCACUGUGAGGAUUUCCUGCCUCUGUGAGGAGCCAAGAAGGACUCCUGUUGAAAUGAGAACUCCUUACUUCUACGCUGACUAUCAGAAGUUUGCAUUUUAUAUUUUUGCAUAAAUGCAAAUAGUUUCUUCGAAUAAUACUUAAGACUCAAAACAGUUUUGAUGUGGGUGUCACCAUAGUUGGCCAAGAAGGGAACCUCAAAGAAUUUUAUACAGUAGUAGAAUCUGACUUCAAUUGAGUGCUGCUAAUAUAUGUGAAUUUAUCAUGCAAAUAGUGCCAUAAUUGGUUAACUCUAAGAUAAGUACCCAUCAAUUUGGCAAGUUUAUAUAGGAACACAGAAUGCUGCCUUAUAUAGAGUCAGACCAUUGGUCCAUCUAGCUCAGUAUUGUUUACACUGACUGGCAACAGAUCUCUGUAGUUUCAGAUAGGAGUAUUACCCAGCCCAAGUUGGAGAUGCUGGGAACUGAACGUGCAGAGUAGGUGCUCUGCCAUUGAACCCCAGCCCUUGUACUUCAAGGAGGCAGGGGUGUGUAGGAGGAGGAACAGAUAACAUAUCCUGCCCCCCUCCCCCAGUGUAGUUUGGCUCCUCCAACACUGUAACUUUGCUAAACCACUGUAACUUUGGCUGGGUGGUGGUCAGGCUUUCAGCUCAAGAAAUGUCUCCCAAGUGACUCUGGUGAGGCUGAGCUAUUACCUCCUUUCAUCCUUUGAUGGCGUGGCAACUCUAUGACUUACAAGGGAAGGCUGCCACUCCUGUGGAAUGAGAUGAAAUCUAGAGCAGGGUGAGCCUAGGUUUCAGUGGGCAGGCUUCUUCAUCUGGCCGUCUACCUGUUAAACUCUGCCAUCACUGCAGGGACCCUGCACUACGUGGAGUUGACCACACACCAUUGCAGGUUCCUAAUCCAUUUUUGUACUUGGUUGUGGGGCUCCCCCUACAGGAGAAGAAGAUGCAUAGCACAACAAACCAUGGGACAACUAGAUGCCCGUUCGCACCAUGUUUUGUAGCACUUACCAGGUACCGAAUAUUUGUACAGCUAUUGCCGUUAUAAUUGCCUGAUACCAAGAUGGGUUAUGAUGACGAAGAACUUGCCCACGACCGUUGUUUUCAGUGCUGGGCAGAAAUUUAACUUGGGUCUUUUGAAAUUAACUUCAGCUAUAACCAAGUAGGCUGUACAUAAUUGCAAAUAAAUCAUUUUGCCAUAUUUCACACUUCUGUAUUCAGAAGCAUAGGAUCUCUAAGAAAGUAUUCUGACCAUACGUAGUGUGCCAAGAAACACAGAGCACUGUUCAAGUUUUCCAAGAAACCAAUGUAUUCCUCAUUUAGAAUUUUUCAAACAAUCCAUCCCAGGCAGCUCUUCCUCUAAUAUCUCCGCUGUUUUGCUCAUAUUUUUCAAUUUUAGCGGUUACCACCAGGCUUAAAACUUACUCUCUGCUUCUUUUUAUUUAACAGUAUUUUUGAUGUCGCCUGACUCAUUUGUUAAAGGAUUCGGGGUUAAGCUUAUCCUGUUAACCCUGAGCCAGGAAUGAUGGGAGCUGUAGUCCAGCGACGUCUGAUGUGCUACAGUUCCCAGUGUCCCUGACCAUUGCCCAUGCUCGUUGGGACUGACGUGAGUUGCCGUCCAAGAACGUCUGAAGGAGCCACAGGGUUUCUAUCCCUGUGGUGUGCUACCCUGUACUCCAGGAGGAAGAGCGGGAUAUACAUUCAAUCAAUAAUAUAAUAAAUAUGCAGUACAUCCUUCUAAAGCAAGUAUGGGGAACCUUUGACGCUCCAUAUGUAGCUAAACUACAACUCCCAUCAUCCAUGGCCAUUGGCCAUGUUUGCUGGGGCUGAUGGGAAUUGUAGUUCAGCAACAUCUGGUGGGCCAAAGGCUCCCCGCACCUGUUCAAAAGCUUUGCAAGGGUCUUACAUGGCCCCUUAAUAGUUUUUUGUGUGUGUGUGAUUAACCAAUGUUGGUAAUUUAUCCUGAGGAGGGAACAUAUUCUUCCAGGUAUUUUUAAAAGUGGAUGUGUUUCUCCCAUUCAAGACUUAUAACAUGGCCUAAUUCCCCUUUCUCAAUUUAACAAAUUAUCAUUGUAUUUAGAUGAGUAUAGUAUGGUUAUGUGGACUGCCUUCAAGUCGAUUCCGAUUUAUGGUGACGGUAAGGGGUAUUCAGGGGUGGUUUGCCAUUGCCUUCCUCUGAGGCUGAGAGGCAGUGACUGGCCCAAGGUUACCCCGUGAGCUUCAUGGCUGUGUGGGAAUUCAAACCCUGGUCUCCCAGGUCAUAGUCCAACACUCUAACCACUACGCCACACUGGCUCUCAUAGUAUGGUUAAAACCCUAUUAAUUUGUUGUUUGCCUUUGAUUUUCCAUAAUAAAAUGUCCUAUCUGAAGAUGCUGGGAAACCCUUGGUCUCUGAUGUGGCUAGUUUAUCAUUGUACUUUAUUAUUUCUCUGUCUUAAAACCCCCACAAACCUAGUAUUCUAUGAAAGCUAUCUCUUCCAUUCAAAUGUCCCCCAGGAUUUGUCUUUCACUAUAACUUAAGUAAUAAAGAUACUAGAGAUAAA
This is a messenger RNA of Rhineura floridana, 5885 nucleotides long. It is a transcript of the gene WHAMM, whose product is annotated as WASP homolog associated with actin, golgi membranes and microtubules. Bases 214 to 2604 code for a protein of 796 amino acids. The record is from RefSeq and is a predicted model, not a curated record. Gene Ontology annotation, molecular function: actin binding; Arp2/3 complex binding. The transcript is spliced from 10 exons. NCBI's taxonomy places the organism in Eukaryota, Metazoa, Chordata, Lepidosauria, Squamata, Rhineuridae. Gene Ontology annotation, biological process: endoplasmic reticulum to Golgi vesicle-mediated transport; Arp2/3 complex-mediated actin nucleation. Gene Ontology annotation, cellular component: cytoplasm; endoplasmic reticulum-Golgi intermediate compartment membrane.